This is a messenger RNA of Aspergillus vadensis CBS 113365, 1575 nucleotides long. RefSeq lists its product as uncharacterized. The transcript has 3 exons. The annotation marks the transcript as partial. Gene Ontology annotation, biological process: regulation of transcription by RNA polymerase II; DNA-templated transcription. Gene Ontology annotation, molecular function: DNA-binding transcription factor activity, RNA polymerase II-specific; zinc ion binding; RNA polymerase II cis-regulatory region sequence-specific DNA binding. The record is from RefSeq and is a predicted model, not a curated record. Gene Ontology annotation, cellular component: chromatin. NCBI's taxonomy places the organism in Eukaryota, Fungi, Ascomycota, Eurotiomycetes, Eurotiales, Aspergillaceae.
GUUACUCCGCAUUUAUAUCAAAGGCUGAACGACCUGCUAUCGGAAUAUAGGAUCGUCCUCCCUGGGUUCAACAUUCCCUCACAGUCUAGGUUGAAUCGGUACGUGAAGAGCUACUUUGACGGCUGGACCCAACACCUGGCCUUUAUUCACGAGCCCACUCUCAACCUUGAAGAGUCUUCAGCCGAGUUUGUCUUGGCUCUUGCGAGUCUUGGUGCUCAAUGGUGCCUUGAGCAGAGAAAUGCACAGAAUCUUUACAUGGCAUCCAUCACCAUUCUGCGGCGAAGAGCCAUGUUCGAUAACCAAUUCCCGUCCACUGCAUUUCCUAGACAGAAGCUUCAUUUCGCACCACAUCAAGCAUAUUGCUACUGGAAGACUGCCGUCGUCCUUCUUGGCUAUGCUCCGUGGGAGUCACCAACGGUCUUCAGUGACAUAUCAACCCUCGUUGGUGUUAUCACAACUUCCAUCGAUAUUGUGGGCCUCGCGGAAUUUGAUGGAAUCGACACGAGUUGGCUCCACUGGGUUAAGCAAGAGGGCCACCGACGCCUUUGCUUGGUGACCUUUGUUUUGCUAGAGACGCUUAGUAUCGCUUAUAACUUGCCUCCUGCGCUUUUUAGUAGUAGGAUCGGCCUGCAGCUCCCUUGCAUGUCUAAGCUGUGGCAUGCCGCGAGUGAACAGGAUUGGGCACGCCUGCGUGCGGCACCUGGCUCACGACACCAACCUCUAUACCGCGAUGCUUUAUCUUCAAUCUUACAAUGGCAUAAGGGACAGUGUAUACCGGAUUUUCAUAUGACAGCAGACGGUGGUUAUGCUCUUAUACACGGGCUCUUCCAGAGAAUACAUUUGCUUCGAGAAGUGUCUGCGCCGCUGAUAUCCGAAGAAUCUGACCUGCCACGUGCAGAAGUCGAUCGUCUCAAGGGUGGAUUGGAUAUCUGGUCAAUGCUUUGGGACAGAUCUGUCAAGUCUAAUUCCGAUCUCAGCAGUUUUAUAUCGUGUACUCUGCUAGCCCUAGCACAUAUCCGAAUCCAUAUCGACUUUAACACGUACCAUGGAUUAGCCACUCGAGAUCCAACGCUGAUAGCAAUGACAUUGCUGAAAUACCCACCAAUACCUCGCGGGUCAAGUAUCGUCUCUGCCCUCGCUUAUGCCACCAGCGCCUUAGGCUUCACCAUAGGUAUUGGCAUAGACAGCCUGGCGAAGAACUAUAAAUAUAUUUCGGCUAUUCGACAUGCGCUCGCUGGGUUCGAGUCCGCCGUUUUCCUCUCCAAAUGGCUUAUGUCGCUCCAAGAGUCCCGAGAAGGAUAUCAUUUAACAGAUCGCGAGAAUCAUAUCUUGCACCGCAUAAAACAGUACUUGGUUGAAGCGUAUGACUCUGUGGAUAACCCACAAGAGGUGUUUGUUUGGAACCAGGAGAGGUCCCCUUUGGACUGGGAUGGAAAACUACUGGCGCUUGCGGUGCUGGCCAUCUGGGGCAGGGUUCUGAAGCAUGAUAGUCCAUGGUCAAUUUUGGGUGUGAUGGGGGCGAGUUUGGACCAAUAUGCAUCCCGGCUCGCUGAUCCCCAAAGAUUCAUCACCUGA